Messenger RNA from Tarenaya hassleriana, 1068 nucleotides. RefSeq names its product DNA-directed RNA polymerase III subunit RPC8. Gene Ontology annotation, cellular component: RNA polymerase III complex. Gene Ontology annotation, biological process: transcription initiation at RNA polymerase III promoter; DNA-templated transcription. The coding region runs from base 205 to 822 and encodes 205 amino acids. The transcript is spliced from 9 exons. NCBI's taxonomy places the organism in Eukaryota, Viridiplantae, Streptophyta, Magnoliopsida, Brassicales, Cleomaceae. The record is from RefSeq and is a predicted model, not a curated record.
UAUUUGAGUGAUUUUCCCUUUCCUUGUCUGGCUUCCCUUUCUCCACUCUCUGGCACCGUCGCAGUCUGUAUCUCUCGCUUCUUAGUAUUGUCGGCAGUAGCAGGUGGAGGUGGUGGAGAACCGAUACCUAAAGGGAAGAAGUUCUAAACUAAAAUAUCUGGGCUGAUUUUGAGAGUAUAUGUUGAUUUAGACCAAUUUGCAGAAAUGUUUUAUCUUAGCGAGCUUGAGCAUACAUUACGAGUGCCUCCGCAUCUCCUUAACCUCCCUGUUGAAGAUGCUAUCAAGUCUGUGCUUGAAAGUAUUUUCUUGGAUAAGGUUGUUGCGAAGUUAGGACUUUGCGUAUCUGUGUACGACAUUCAAUCAAUAAAAGGAGGAUUUGUAUUUCCAGGGGAUGGGGCAGCGUCCUAUACGGUGGUUUUUAGAAUGGUUGUGUUUCGUCCAUUUGUUGGUGAGAUCAUAGUUGCCAAGCUUAAAGAAUCUGAUGCCGAUGGCUUGCGCUUAACGCUUGGGUUCUUUGAGGAUAUUUAUGUACCGUCCCCCCUUUUGCCAGCACCAAACCGCUUUGAGGCUGAUCCUUGUAAUAGGAAUCAAAUGAGAUGGGUGUGGGAGUAUGACGGUCAAGACUAUGUUAUUGAUGACUCCUUUAAGAUCAAGUUUCGGGUGGAGAAUGUUACCUAUCCAGCGGUUCCCAUAGAGAGACCGGAGCAAUCAAAGCCGUUUGCUCCUAUGGUGAUCACUGGGUUGAUUGAUGGUGAUGGGUUGGGACCUGUGUCGUGGUGGGAUUCAUAUGAUGAGCUUGGUGGUGAUGCUGAGGAAGAGUAGUAGUCGAGAAGCAAGAAGCAUCAUCACCCCAGAAACGAACCACCAAUUUUGUGAGUCUCCCCCAAUUUGAGAUUUAGUUACAAUUUCAUAGGUUAGAAACAUACAUAAGCAGCAGUGAACAUAUCUCUGUACACACACACACACACCGUGUAUGGCUCUAACUCGCUAUAGUCUUAUGUUUUGUUGUCUUAGCUACAUCAUUGAGUCACAAUAUAAAGAAAGUACAAAAAUAGUUUUGAAAAUUAA